Molecule: messenger RNA, 1533 nt
Organism: Mytilinidion resinicola
Lineage: Eukaryota; Fungi; Ascomycota; Dothideomycetes; Mytilinidiales; Mytilinidiaceae
Product: serine palmitoyltransferase 1
Exons: 5
Coding region: 1-1533 (510 amino acids)
Biological process (GO): sphingosine biosynthetic process; ceramide biosynthetic process
Cellular component (GO): endoplasmic reticulum
Molecular function (GO): serine C-palmitoyltransferase activity; pyridoxal phosphate binding
Source: RefSeq, a predicted model, not a curated record
AUGGACAUCCAAGACUUGCAGAACAGGGCAUUGUCCCUCCUGGACGAUGCAAACGCACAGUUUCAUAGGAUGCCCGGCUCGGCCAUUCUGAUGCGCUACAUCAAGUCGAGCUACCAGAACGACCCUGUGCGAUCCGCAGUCGAGCUGUUCCUCGUGAUCUUCUUCCUCCGAUAUAUCCUGGCUUCGUCGUACUCAACGCAAAAGCAAACGCAUGUCCCUUUGUCUGAAGAGGAGAUUGACGAAUUGGUUGACGACUGGACGCCAGAGCCUUUGGUCAUGAAGCCGACCGCAUUCGAGGACUUGGAAAAUGAAAAACGGCCCAUUAUUGUUGGUCCUACUGGUCCCAAAUCCAAACUCUCCAACGGUCGAACCGUUACGAACCUCGCCUCGUACAACUUCUAUAACUUCAUUGGAAACGAGACCUUGAAAGAGAAGGCUAUUCAAACUCUGCGAACAUAUGGUGUAGGGCCCUGCGGCCCUCCAGGCUUCUAUGGCACACAGGACGUCCACAUGAAGACUGAGGCGGAUGUUGCAGCACACUUGGGAACCGCGGCAUGCAUUGUAUACGCUCAAUCAUUCUCCACCAUUACCAGUGUCAUUCCGUCUUUCUCGAAGAGAGGCGACAUCAUUGUCGCGGAUAAGGCUGUCAACUAUGCGAUUCGGAAGGGUAUCCAGAUUUCCCGAAGCAUGGUCCGCUGGUACGAACACAAUGAUAUGGAAGAUCUACAGCGCGUCUUGGAAAAAGUCACGAAGGAACAAGCGAAGAAACCCCUGACCAGACGGUUCAUUAUCACAGAAGGCUUGUUUGAGAAUGUUGGAGACUGCGUGGACUUGCCCAAGAUUGUCGAACUCAAGCUGAAACACAAAUUCCGCCUCAUUCUCGACGAAACCUGGUCUUACGGCGUGCUCGGUCGCACAGGCCGUGGCGUGACGGAACUGCAAAACGUCGACUCUACAGAGGUCGACAUGAUCAUCGGCUCGCUAUCUGGACCGCUAUGCGCCGCAGGCGGGUUCUGCGCGAGCACGGCGGAAGUCGUUGAGCACCAGCGUAUCUCAUCCGCUUCCUACACUUAUUCUGCUGCUCUGCCCGCUAUGCUAGCUACGACGGCCAGCGAGACCAUCUCCCUUCUGCAAGAAACACCCGAAAUCAUGGUUCAACUCCGAGAGAACAUCAAAGCCAUGCGGGCACAGCUGGACCCGAGGAGCGAUUGGGUCAAGUGUACCAGCGCGGUCGAAAACCCAGUCAUGUUGCUAGUGCUCAAGCCCGAAGUCGUGGCUUCUAAGGGAUUUAGCUCCCAAGACCAGGAGUCGCUGUUCCAGGACGUCGUUGACGAGUGCAUCGCCAACGGCGUUCUCAUCACAAGACUCAGGAGCAUGCCUCCAGCUGUUGGAGCCGGGCCCCGGGACCAGGGCUGGCAACCACAGCCUGCACUCAAAGUAUGCGUCACCACUGGUCUCUCUAGAAAGGAGACGGAAAAAGCGGGCAUUGUCAUUAGACAUGCCAUUACGAAAAUCAUCACUCGCAGGAAGUGA